AUGAGGUGGCUACUCUCCAGUGGGCUCGUUGCCCUCCUCGCAACAACGUCAACAUGCUGGCCGUACGACGAGUCUUUACUUCAGUACAAUCUUAACCAGAAUAAGACGGCCACAAACCCUGCCGACUAUUGGGGAGAAUGGCCAGAACAUACAGGGAAAUACCACCCGUCCCCGGAUAACUGGCGAUUCCCAUUCUAUACACUCUUCUUGGACCGCUUCGUAAACGGCGAUCCUACUAAUGAUAAUAUCAAUGGCACAUUAUUUGAGCAUGAUUUGGAUUCAACUCAAAUGCGCCAUGGUGGUGAUGUUGCUGGCUUGCUUGAUACGUUGGACUACCUGCAAGGAAUGGGCAUCAAGGGCCUCUAUCUCGCAGGAACCUCAUUGAUGAACCAGCCUUGGGGAUUCGACGGGUAUUCGGCUCUUGAUACAACCCUCCUCGAUCAACAUUACGGUACCAUUCAGGUUUGGCGCGAUGCUAUCACCGAAAUUCACAAGAGGGGGAUGUAUGUUCUGUUCGACAACACAAUCGCCACUAUGGGUGAUCUCAUCGGAUUCGACGGAUAUCUCAACACCACGACGCCCUUCUCCGAGAAGGAGCACAUGACAACCUGGAAGAGCGAUCGUCACUACGUGGACUUCGACAUUGGAAACACUUAUAAUGAGACUUGCGAUUAUCCCCGUUUCUGGUUCGAGAAUGGGUACCCUGUCAACGAAUCUCAGACCGCCGACCUCGUUGGUUGCUACGAUAGCGACUUUGAUCAGUAUGGUGACAUUGAGGCUUUCGGUGUGUUCCCAGAUUGGCAGCGUGAGCUUGCAAAAUUCGCAUCCGUACAGGAUCGUCUGCGUGAAUGGUAUCCGAGCGUGCGAGAGAGAUUGAUCCGUCAUUCUUGCAUGAUCAUCGCCUCUCUGGAUAUCGAUGGCUUUCGAUACGACAAGGCCACCCAGGCUACGGUUGAUGCGCUUGGAGAGAUGUCUCUCGCGUACCGAGAGUGCGCCCGUGCUGUUGGAAAACAGAACUUCUUCAUUGCUGGUGAAAUCACAGGUGGAAACACCUUCGGUUCUAUCUACCUGGGUCGUGGUCGGCAACCAAACCAAUAUCCUAAGACCACAGCCGACGCUAUGGCGUUGACCAACGAGUCUGAUUCUCAGUGGUUCCUGCGUGAGAUUGGCCAUGAGGCGAUCGACGGUGCGGCUUUCCAUUAUUCGACAUACCGUGCCCUGACUAGAUUCCUCGGGAUGGACGGUCAGCUUUCUGCUGGCUACGAUGUGCCCAUUGACUGGGUUAAUGCGUGGAAUGAGAUGCUCACCUCGAACGAUUUGGUUAAUGCAAACACCGGCAAAUUCGAUCCUCGACACAUGUUUGGCGCAACCAACCAGGACGUUUUCCGUUGGCCUGCAAUCCAAUUUGGUGUGCAACGCCAGUUGCUCGGCUCAUUUGUGACGACUAUCUUGAUCCCUGGUAUUCCGCUUCUUCUCUGGGGUGAAGAACAGGCCUUUUAUGUCUUAGACGCAACUGCAUCCAACUAUAUCUAUGGUCGACAGGCGAUGUCCGCUGCAACUGCCUGGAAAACACACGGAUGUUUCUCAUUGCAAUCCUCUCAGUACUUCCAGUGGCCCCUUGAAGCUGCCACAGAGGGGUGCAAAAGCGACAAUGUUACCUAUGACCACCGUGACCCAUCGCAUCCGGUUCGCAAUAUCAUGAAGCACAUGUAUCAGCUCCGUGAACAGUUCCCCGUUCUCAACGAUGGAUACACACUUUUGAACAUGUCCAAGCAGACGUGGGACGUAAUAUAUCCUGGUUCCAACGGGACAGUCACCGAAACUGGAAUGUGGUCUGUUCUUCGUAACCUUAACACUGAAGUCCAAGAUUUCGGCUCCGAUGCCAAAAAUUCACCCGUCUGGCUCGUCUACCAGAAUGUCAAUCGCACUAUGGACUAUACAUUCAACUGCAAGAGCAACGACACUGCUCUCCUAUCUCCCUUUGAUACGGGUACUCGGGUCAAGAAUCUCUUCUACCCUCAUGAUGAGAUUGAGUUGGUGGAUGGACCCCGGAAACUUGGCCUGAACGGAUCAACAGAAUGGAAUGGUUGCUAUCCUAACCUCACACUAAAGGCAUACGAGUUCCGUGCAUACGUCCCCGUUUCUCUGUUCCAAAAACCUCGGCCCAUGAUCACCCAGUUCCAUCCUGGUCAUGAUGUUCCUAUGCACUCGACCGUGGCUCCAAAUGAGGCGGAGGAUGUGGAAAUUGAACUUUACUUCUCUGAAGCCAUGGACUGUGACUCUAUCACGAACAACUUGUCCAUUAAUUCGUCGACUGAGGUCGGAAAGUCCCCCACCGUCAACAUCAAGACAGUCCAUUGCACCGACGCUGCUUCUGAGAACCUCACCUACACCGGGCAAAUUCCAAGCGUUUGGAAGUGGACCGCGAACCUGACCGGCGUGUACAACGGAGUCCACAGGCUGACUGUGAACAACGUUACCAAUGCCGGAAAGAAUGCGUCUACGAACGCAGUUGAUCACUUCCUAUUCCGCAUUGGCCAGGUUGACAACCCUAUGGUCUUUUCCUCUGCCAACUACUCGAGCAGUCUACUCCACCAGGAAGAUGGUAACACCACUCUUUUCAUCCAACACCAUGCCGCUGGUGCCGACAAAUACCGGUACUCUACCAACUGGGGAACAACCUUCUCCGACUGGAUAGACUACAAGGGUGGCAAUGACACAAUUGAUCGCCUGGCCUGGUCUGGCACCAAGAAGCAGGAUUGGAAGGGUGAUCAUGUGCGCGUUGAGUACUGGAGUCGCUGGACGGGCAGCAGUUCCUAUGUGCAAGAAGGCGAUACCAACUGGCAUCAGACAACUCAGCGCCGCUUCCCUCAUGCCUUCUUCAACGGCCCAUACAACCAGUAUGGAUAUGAUGGCGGUCUUGACAAUGAGAUCCAGCUGGACUCGCUGGAUGGCUACUGGAAGUACCAUUUUACCUCCGAAUGGCCUGCCGUUGGACAAAUCAACAUCUGGGGUGUCAACCCGGAUGGAAAGCCAGACCAAAGUUGGGUGCUGGGUGAUAUGGACAACGAUAGCGUGCUGGAUCGGAUGCCUCCGUCGUCUCUUUCGAGCACACUGAUCAACAUCACCGAGCCUCCACCUGCACCCUACCUCUCGUGGAGGCUCCAGAUCAACGAUGGUACUCAGCGUUUCCAGCUCCUGCCUGUUGGACACAGAUAUAUCCAGAUCAUCAUGUUCGUUCUGUUCUGGAUCAUUCCUACCUUGACCGGUGCGGCCUGUGUCUACAUCUUCAUGAUGUCCUUCUACAAGGUUAAGUUCAACGAAAUGGGUGUCAGCGAAAAGCAGAGUAUUUCCCCGAUGGUCUUCUUGAAGAAGCUUGCCUCCGGUCGCUCUGGCGAAAACUCAAUCAAUCCACUCCUGCGUGCCGCCAACAAGACUGGAUUCAUGCAAAGCACUACAGCGCUGGAAGCUGCUGGAGCUUCUGGUAAACGCCGCAUGGUUUUGAUUGCUACUAUGGAGUAUGAUAUCGAGGACUGGGGCAUCAAAAUCAAGAUCGGCGGUCUUGGUGUGAUGGCCCAACUGAUGGGCAAGACUUUGGGUCACCAAGAUCUCAUUUGGGUCGUUCCCUGUGUGGGUGGUGUUGACUAUCCAAUCGACCAAGAAGCAGAGCCUAUGGAGGUUACCAUCUUGGGCAGUGCCUUCCAGGUCAAGGUUCAGUACCACCGUCUUAACAACAUCACUUACGUGCUCCUUGACGCUCCGGUUUUCCGUCAGCAAUCAAAGACCGAGCCAUAUCCCGCUCGCAUGGACGAUUUGGACAGUGCUGUAUACUACUCAGCAUGGAAUCAGUGUAUCGCCGAAGCUAUCAAGCGUUUCCCCAUCGAUCUUUACCACAUCAACGAUUACCACGGUUCUGUCGCUCCCCUCUACCUUCUUCCAGAGACCAUUCCCGCCUGUCUGUCUCUCCACAAUGCCGAGUUCCAGGGUCUUUGGCCCAUGCGUACUCAGAAGGAGAGACGGGAAGUCUGCCAGGUCUUCAACUUGGAUGAGGACGUCGCUCGCAAGUAUGUGCAAUUCGGUGAGGUUUUCAACCUUCUUCACGCCGGUGCUAGCUAUCUUCGGGUCAAUCAACAAGGUUUCGGUGCCGUGGGAGUCUCGAAGAAGUACGGUAAACGCUCAUAUGCUCGUUAUCCAAUUUUCUGGGGUCUGCGCAAGGUUGGCAAUCUGCCUAACCCGGAUCCCUCUGAUGUUGGAGAGUGGACCAAGCAACCUAUUACAGAGGCGACCGUCGAUCCUGAAUACGAGGCCGGUCGUGCUGAGUUGAAGCGUCAGGCUCAAGAGUGGGCUGGUCUUGAGCAAAACCCGGAUGCUGACCUUCUUGUCUUUGUCGGUCGUUGGUCUAUGCAAAAAGGUGUCGAUCUCAUCGCUGAUGCUAUGCCUGCGGUUCUAGAGGCACGUCCCAACGUGCAACUCAUUUGUAUCGGUCCUGUGAUCGACCUUUACGGUAAAUUCGCCGCGCUCAAGCUCAGUCGCUGUAUGGAGAUCUACCCUGGUCGUGUCUUUUCCAAGCCCGAGUUCACUGCUCUCCCUCCGUUCAUCUUCUCUGGAGCCGAAUUCGCCCUUAUUCCGUCUCGUGAUGAGCCUUUCGGACUUGUCGCAGUGGAGUUUGGUCGUAAGGGAGCCUUGGGUAUUGGAGCACGCGUUGGAGGUUUGGGUCAAAUGCCUGGCUGGUGGUAUAACGUGGAAUCCAUAUCUACAUCCCACCUUCUGAUGCAAUUCAAGCUUGCAAUCGAUGCUGCGCUGAACUCCAAGACGGAAACCCGUGCAAUCAUGCGUGCCAGAUCUGCUAAACAGCGUUUCCCCGUGGCUCAGUGGGUGGAGGACCUUGAGAUUCUCCAAUCCACGGCAAUUGCAGUCCACGGAAAGGAAGUCUCCAAGGGCCACGGCCGCCCUCUUACGUCGUCUGGCACCAGCACUCCUAACGGUACAUUGAAAUCUGUCAACAUGGGCGUGACCCCAAUGAGCCCCCUGCCUGCCCCGGGAAUGAAUGCAUCAUUGCAACAUUCCAGAGAUAGCAGUUACUCGAGCUUCAACCAGGUCAGCGAUCUGGGUUCUCAUAGAGUCUACAGUCGUGAUAUCAGUCCUUCGGAAACUGAACUGCCCAAGUCUGGCCUGAGCCGUUCUCUCUCCCUGGGUGUUCGCUCCGGCCCUGGUCAUCGCUCUCGUCGUGGACGCAGUGGCAAGACCGAGGGUGAGAUCCCAGAGUCUGGAGAAAGCAGCGAUGCGGUGGAUGAAACCGACGAUGAGGAGAGAGCCCACAGUGUAUACGGUGAUGACGAGUACACUCUCACUCCUGCGCAGGUCGAAGAAAGCCGACGGGCACAAGCUCAGAGAGAUAUUGUCUCGUACUCUUCUCCUCUGUCUUCCCCUCGACGCCGCCUCAGCGAAGAGUCUUUGCAUCCCCGAUUCCUCUUGCCUCAAACCAGUCCCGGUACGCCUCCUGUCUCGGAUCAAAUGCUUCUUCCCCCUCGUCCUUUGGGCGAAAGUCACCGCUACAGUAAUGCCUCGGUUCUUUCUCUUGAUUCUGUCGUUGGUGGUAAGAAGGAUUUCAAGCUGCAGAAGGUUGAUCCAUUCUUCACUGACGGCACUGGCGAGUAUUACCACAAUUUUGAGCAGAAAUUGCAGAGUCUGAAUGGUUCCAAUUCUGAAGGUCAACUGUGUAUCGAGGAGUUCUUGGUCAAGAGUGAGCAAGAGUGGUUCGACAAAUUCCGUGACGCUAAAUUGGGUCGUUACAAAUCACCCACGCCAUCUGUCUUCCGGGCAAAGAACAAUGCCUCGCCUGCCGACGAGUCCUACAAUGAAGGUCUUUCUCAUAUCGCUCUGACCGACGAAUAUGAUUCCGAUGGCGAUGAGUUCUUGCUGGGCAAGGAUUACGUUCCCCCAACAGGACUUAAGAAGUGGAUGCAGAUCAAGGUUGGCGAUUGGCCUGUGUACUCGAUUUUCCUCGCUCUGGGUCAGAUCAUCGCUGCAAACUCAUACCAGAUCACCCUUCUCACGGGUGAGGUGGGUGAGACUGCCGAGAAGCUGUACGGUAUCGCGACCACCUAUGCAGUGACCUCCAUUUGCUGGUGGAUGGUGUACCGGUACUUCAAAUCUGUCGUUUGCCUUUCCACUCCCUGGUUCUUCUACGGCCUUGCUUUCUUGUUGAUUGGCUCCGCUCACUUCGAACAAAAUUCAUUCAAUCGCGGAUGGAUUCAAAACAUUGGAAGCGGAUGCUACGCUGCGGCGUCUUCCAGCGGAUCUAUCUUCUUUGCGUCGAACUUUGGUGAUGAGGGUGGUGCUCCUGUCGAAACCUGGAUUUUCCGCGCUUGUGUUAUCCAGGGAGUUCAGCAGGCAUAUGUCAUUGCGCUUUGGUAUUGGGGCUCGACUCUGAGCAAGGCUUCCAGCGAGGGGCUUUUGAGCUCCGACAACACUAUUUCCAACACCUGGAAGAUGACGGCCAUCUGUUACCCAAUUGCCAUACUUCUCUGGGCAAUCGGUCUUCUCCUGGUCUUCGGUCUGCCCAACUACUAUCGCCAAAAGCCUGGCAAGGUUCCAUCUUUCUACAAGUCUCUGUUCCGUAGAAAGAUUGUUCUUUGGAACUUUGUGGCCGUCAUCCUGCAGAACUUCUUCCUGAGUGCGCCAUACGGCCGCAACUGGAGCUUCCUGUGGAGCUCUACCCACGCCCACGCAUGGCAGAUCGUCAUUCUCUGCGUUGUCUUCUUCGGAGCUGUUUGGUGUAUCUUCCUCUUCAUUAUCAGCAGAUUCUCAAAGACGCACAGCUGGUUCCUUCCCGUGUUCGCUUGUGGUCUGGGUGCACCUCGAUUUAUCCAAAUCUGGUGGGCCAUUUCUGGCAUCGGCUACUAUCUUCCCUGGGUUGGUGGAGGAUUUACUGGCGGAGCACUUGCUUCGCGUAGUCUGUGGUUGUGGCUGGGAGUCUUGGACUCGAUUCAAGGCCUCGGCUUCGGUGUCAUUCUUUUGCAGACCUUGACACGGGUGCACAUGUGUUUUGCGCUCAUUGCCUCUCAAGUGCUGGGUUCCAUUGCAACCAUCUGUGCCCGAGCCUUCGGUCCUAACAGCGUUGGCCCGGGACCCAUCUCCCCUGACAUGACCAAGGGUGCCCACGCUUUGGCAGAUGCCUGGUUCUGGGUUGCCUUGUUCAGUCAGCUCCUUGUCUGUGCCGGCUUCCUGCUCUUCUUCCGGAAAGAGCAACUUUCCAAGCCCUAA
Messenger RNA from Penicillium daleae, 7266 nucleotides. RefSeq names its product Cell wall alpha-1-3-glucan synthase ags1. The transcript has 6 exons. Gene Ontology annotation, molecular function: alpha-1,3-glucan synthase activity. Gene Ontology annotation, biological process: fungal-type cell wall (1->3)-alpha-glucan biosynthetic process. Bases 1 to 7266 code for a protein of 2421 amino acids. Gene Ontology annotation, cellular component: fungal-type cell wall. The record is from RefSeq and is a predicted model, not a curated record. Lineage: Eukaryota; Fungi; Ascomycota; Eurotiomycetes; Eurotiales; Aspergillaceae.